Molecule: messenger RNA, 658 nt
Organism: Chlamydomonas reinhardtii
Lineage: Eukaryota; Viridiplantae; Chlorophyta; Chlorophyceae; Chlamydomonadales; Chlamydomonadaceae
Exons: 3
Coding region: 67-282 (71 amino acids)
Source: RefSeq, a predicted model, not a curated record
CAUGCCUGCCGAAUCCUCACACGCACCUCCAGGCGCUGACCCACAUCACCCGCGUCAUCCAGGGACAUGGCAUCGUCACCGCCGCCCGCGCCGCGGCGGCUGCCUCCUAGCAAGCUACCUAUGAGCAGUGGGGAUCGCAGCACGGCAUCCACCAAGCGGCGAGCGAACCCCGCAGCAGCUGCGAGCUGGGCUGCUGCAGCUGGUCCAGCGCGGGUGACGCGUCCGGCGAGCCGGAGAAGCGCCGCGCCACUGUGCGACUGCCGUGGCCACGCUGCAUCUUAGCGGCGGUGCUACACGCUAUGAAACAAGCUAGGCCGUCAGCAUGAGCUUUGGCGAGAGGUCAACCGCGGCGGGCGAAGAGCCUGGAACGCCAAGCUGAGGCGCCUCAGACGCGUAAGGACUCUUAAGGUGGGCUUAGCACGUGCGAGCUGCUGCAGGCCCGCGAAACGGCCAGGAAGACGGAGACCCGCCGCCCCGUUAUUGUCGUUUUGGCGCGCGAAUUCGUCAAUUGGUGCGCGGUAAGCAGGCUACACGGUAGGAUGUUGCAGUGAUCGUAUGCUGCCUUCCUUAGCUAAACGGGGGCUAGCAGUCGUAGACGUGCCUGGGAAGCCGUGUCAGCUGUCGGGCGGGAUUUGCCAUGCAAGCUUCGGAUUGGCCC